CCCCCCACAGCUGGAGAUUGGCAUACGUCGAGACCCACGGGCCUCACAUACCUAUCGUGUUACCCAGGCGUUACUGACAUACAGCCAGCCAUCUCCUGCAAACUAAUCUUCUUCUUCAACCAACAUUCCACCGACAACCUACCUUCCUUUAUCUUUCCAACGUCAUCUGGGGUGGCAUUUGUCUAGAUUUUCCAUCGUGUGCUGACCCCCAAGAAGAAACGUCUUGCUGGGGAGACAAUGGCAGCACCAACUGAGGCCCAGAAGGCUCACCAGGACCUCAUCGAUCAGCUUGACAUUCAUUCCAUUCACAAGAGCUUUCGAAACCCUCACUGGCGACCUAACCAGCGCCGCAACAAGAACAUCAAGACCAUACUCGGCGAUGCCUCGAGAAAGGAAGCCUCCAUCGUAGCCACGCCGCAAGAUAACAGUGGCACAGCUACUCCGGUUGUCGCAGAGGGCGAUGGCCUCUCCACCAGUGGCUCCUCCACACCUACCCAGCAGCCCGCUGGCAUCACGGGUUCCAAUAACCUUCAGCCGAACCUCGCCCAAGCCUCGCGCAGCCUAUCCAAGCUCGUGCUAGAGAAGAGCCUGCGCCCAAACGGCGCCGCCGGCACCACGUCGGUCUCGGCCGCGGCUCCCAGUGCGACAUACACCAACAUCGAGUCGGCGCCAUCCCUGGCACACACGAAGCGCUACUGCGAUAUCACCGGCCUGCCGGCCCCAUACCUCGAUCCCAAGAGCCGACUUCGAUAUCACGACAGGGAGAUGUUCGGCUUCAUUCGCACCCUGCCGCAGAGCGCUACGGAGCAGUAUCUAGAAGCCCGAGGCGCACACACAGUCCUGAAAUGAAGUGGAACGGAAGAGGCACAAGGUGUCCUGGGAUAUGCAAGAUGGACCACCCAGGUUCCAGACUCCUUUUGAGGCUCAACAGCAUAUACUAUCACGGUGUGGGAAUCUUCGCAAUCGCUAGUUGUUCUGUACAUAUGUACCGGAUUUGGGCCUGGCACCACUCUGGAAGC
Messenger RNA from Durotheca rogersii, 1019 nucleotides. RefSeq lists its product as uncharacterized. The transcript has a single exon. Bases 238 to 849 code for a protein of 203 amino acids. The record is from RefSeq and is a predicted model, not a curated record. Gene Ontology annotation, biological process: chromatin remodeling. Lineage: Eukaryota; Fungi; Ascomycota; Sordariomycetes; Xylariales; Xylariaceae. Gene Ontology annotation, cellular component: Ino80 complex.